Molecule: messenger RNA, 2128 nt
Organism: Ciona intestinalis (vase tunicate)
Lineage: Eukaryota; Metazoa; Chordata; Ascidiacea; Phlebobranchia; Cionidae
Source: RefSeq, a predicted model, not a curated record
UAAAACAACAUUAUACUGCAUAAAACAGAUUGAGUUUUACUUUUAAUUUUAUAAAAGUUGAAGUUAUGUCUUUGGACGUUUGUGAACAACUGAGAAAAACCACGAAGGGAAAACUGGUGUACCAUAAUGACAAUAAACCUCUGGAGUUUUCAAACCAGCUUCCCUCCUGUGUGUUUGAUCUUCCCGACAUCCCGGGUGUCCUCGAAGCGCUGGAGGAAAAUGCUUUCGUUGAUGAAGAUGAGUUCCUUCUUAUAAACAAGUUGACAGCUUUGACAAUAGAUGAUAGCUCUACUCAAUUGAAACAACCAGAUGUUGACAUACUACCUGAAGAUUCCACGAUUGCUUUGCUUGAUUUAAGGGAAAAACAAUUAUCACAAAACCUUAUACAGUUACAAGUUGGUAAAUAUCACGAUGCCACGAUGGAGGCGCACAAUGAGGCGAAGAGAAAGUUUAAAGAGAGAGAGGAGAGAAUCAGGAAGAGCAGGAUGGAGGAGAGAAAGAAGUGGAACUUGAUAACGGAGAGUGAAAGAGAAGAAGCCGAGAAAAUUCGUCAAGAAUUUAAAGAACAACAUCAUAAAAGAAACAAUCUGCUUAAAACUAGAAUGCUGGAAGCUGAAAGAAGGAAAGUUGAGCAAAACAAGCAGAGGUUAAAGCAUGUAGAAGGAGUUGUAACAAAAUGUGCAAAACUAAACGAAGAUGUCAUGCUUCAGUUCCAUAAUGACAGUUCUAUUGUAUCAUCCAAUCCUGCCAUAGUUUCCAUGGCAACUGAAUGUGGCCGGAAGUUUUCGGGCAUUAUAAACAUUUUCAAAGAUUCCAAAACAUCGGGUUCGAUGGACAAAGUAACGGCAGCUUCUAUAACUGAUGACUGCAGUGUACAUCAAGAAAUGUGCGAUAAUUUGGUCUCAGCAAUAGAAAAACUGAAAGAAGAAGAGAUAAUUAAAAAAAAGGAACUGGAACAGAGAAUUGAAAAAGAACAGGAGGAGAUGAGAGAAAAAGAGAAGAAGGAAAAGGAGAGAAUCAAAGCUUCUUUAGAUGAAGAUCCUGAAAACAAAUUUCCUUCUUUGCCCAAAGAAUUACAAUUAUCCGUCAGUCGAUCGGCGUAUGCUCACCACCAGAUAAUGAUAAAGAGCUACAAAGACUUUGACGUCAAGUCAAAAGAAUUUACUUCUUCUAAAGAUAAACAGUUAAACAAAGUAAUAAUUGGAAUAAGCAAUGUGAUUGGAUCCUGCGUGGCUUCUAUCACCAGCAGGUCAGGUUCUGAUGUAAAAAACAAACUCUCUGACCUCAAUGGUUUAUUACAAGGUCGUACAAUAUCAUCGGGUGGGUCAACUGCCAGUAUUAAAGGAUAUGCCGGCGCUUCUAAUCAUGCCGUUAUAUUUAUGGCAAGAAAAUUUGUGAAACAAGCUGAGAGUCAGGUUUCGUCUAAUCACAGCACAGCGUUUGGUCUCGCUCUGACGAUUCUUGGCGUUUGGGCGCAAAAUGAUGACUUUGGUUCCGUGUUCCUUGGUCUGAUGCAAACUAAAUGUCCGUUUCUCGUCCCUUUUUAUGUUCCCAAGACAGAUGGACAGUCAGAUGAAGAAUAUAGUAGGUCACGAGGUUACAGAGUAACCAACGGAGUUGUUGAAAGCCAGGAUCAUUAUUUGAGCCGAAUGUCCGGACUUAUUCGAACCUACGCUGCCAUCAUACAAUCUCCACUGCCACCCGGUGUUCGUAACAAUCCACACGGCAUCGCUCAAGGCUGGAUGUGGAUCACUAGAAUGUUGAAUUUGGAGCCAUGGCCUGAAAUAACAGCCACAAUAUUGUUUGACUUUCUUGAAGUUGCUGGUCACGCUCUAAUGGCUGCAUAUGGCCGACAGUUUGAAAAGCUCUUAUACGCAAUAUGUCAUGACUAUUUUCCUAAAAUUAAAGAAGUUUCAGGUAGCAGGGGAGGCCCAGUGCUCCGUUUAAAAACGUUUUUAAAAGAAUGCAUUCAGCAUAAGAAAGUUUCGAAACCAGAUGGACACCUGAGCGCAGAGUUCUGGGGUACCCAUCAUCAUGCAGGGAUUGUCGGGAAUUAAAUAUUUGUUUUUACUAAUUGUCACUGUGGCCAAAAUAUGCGUAAAUAAAAUUUUAACCCCUAAUCCUAGAA